Paramacrobiotus metropolitanus is the source of this 924-nucleotide messenger RNA. RefSeq lists its product as uncharacterized. Gene Ontology annotation, cellular component: membrane. The coding region runs from base 1 to 924 and encodes 307 amino acids. Gene Ontology annotation, molecular function: G protein-coupled peptide receptor activity. Gene Ontology annotation, biological process: neuropeptide signaling pathway. NCBI's taxonomy places the organism in Eukaryota, Metazoa, Tardigrada, Eutardigrada, Parachela, Macrobiotidae. The transcript is spliced from 3 exons. The record is from RefSeq and is a predicted model, not a curated record.
AUGUGCUCGAUUAACCACUCUUAUCCCUCUUCACUUUGCAAUAUCACAACACCGUUGCCCAAUGCAACACUGUCAUGGAGCGAACACUGGACACCCUACCUUGCCGCCCGCAUCGCCAUCACAACAACCGCCCUUGUCCUCAACGUAGCCGUCCUCAUCUUCCACGCCAUCCAACCAUCACUGAUUACUAAUUUCACCGUGUAUAUUUUAGCGCUUUUCGUAUUCAACUGUGUGUACAUGAUCGGUUUCCAGGCUUGGCUGCUGUACACAGAACUGUACGCCAUUAAUAUGGGCAUGUAUGGCGUGUCGGUGUGUCUGCUCCACCGCUACUGCCAACUGGUGAUUAGUGUGGUCCCGACAUGGGCCCAUCUGCAGAUGGCGGCCAAUCGGCUGUUCGCCGUCAUCACACCGUUCUAUUACCGUGACCACCAUACCCGUAAAAUGGCGCUGCUGAUCUGCUGUGGCACGAUUGUUCUUGUGCAUGUGAUCUGCCUACCGGGAUUUAUCACCACCAUCCCGCACCGUUACCGGCCAAUCACGGCGCAUUACGGUGUAUGUGAGGACAACCUGAAGGCCAUCUAUCACUGGACGCGCGCGGAUAACAUCAUCAAUCGCGUCUUACCUUUAUGUCUUAUAGUGGGUAUUUAUAUUUGCGUGUUUGUGGAGCGACUGCGCAGCCGACGAACCAGGACGACCGUCCAACAACGCCCUGGGGUGGCCAGCAGGGACAUCCCGAUGGCAUCGACUAGCAAACAGACAGUCGCGGCCAGUGCGCACAAUGUUCGCAGCCAUCCCAUUGUGAUUAAGCCCUUCCUGAUUCUCAGUUGGGUUACGAUCUCCAUGAUUCUCUGCUGGGCGCCGUUGGAUAUCUGUUAUUUUCUUUCCGCAUUCUUCGCCAUAACGGUUCCUCUGCCGUUUCAUUGA